AUGCAAUUCUUCACCGUCUUCUCUGCCAUCCUCGCCACCAUGGUGGGCGUUUCGACCGCGAGCCCGAGCGCUAAGAUCAGCUGCCUCGCUCAAGGCAACAACGUCGAAAGCAGCCCAUGCAGUAACUCAACUCUCGGCUCAAAUUCGUGCUGCACCCCGCUGUGGUGUGGCGCCGACUUGAAAUGCCACCCCCAGGGCCUCGAGAACUAA
Molecule: messenger RNA, 210 nt
Organism: Aspergillus puulaauensis
Lineage: Eukaryota; Fungi; Ascomycota; Eurotiomycetes; Eurotiales; Aspergillaceae
Exons: 3
Coding region: 1-210 (69 amino acids)
Source: RefSeq, a predicted model, not a curated record